ACUUCCCAAUACUUCCAGCUCAGAAUACUAACUCAAUCCCCAAAAUCAAUCCCCGCCACCACUGCCACCGCCGCAAUGCCGGUAUUUAAAACGCCAUUCAACGGUUACUCCGUCAAAUUCAGCCCAUUCCACGAGUCCCGCCUCGCCGUCGCCACCUCCCAAAACUUCGGAAUCCUCGGAAACGGCCGUGUCCACAUCCUCUCCCUCCCUCCCUCCCCUUCCCUCCCUCUGACCGAACUCAUCUCCUUCGACACCGCCGACGGCGUCUACGACAUCGCCUGGUCCGAAUCACACGACUCCCUCCUAGUCGCCGCCGUAGCCGACGGCUCCGUCAAACUAUACGACACCGCUUUACCUCCUCAACAAAACCCUCUCCGCUCACUACAAGAACACACGCGUGAAGUCCACUCCGUUGACUACAACCCCACGCGCCGUGACUCGUUCAUAACAUCCUCGUGGGACGACACGAUCAAAUUAUGGACUCUCGACCGUCCAGCUAGCAUCCGUACAUUCAAAGAACACUCCUACUGCGUGUACUCAGCCGCGUGGAAUCCACGCCACACUGAUGUUUUCGCGUCGGCGUCGGGGGAUUGUACGGUCAGGAUUUGGGACGUACGCGAGCCCGGUUCGACUAUGAUAAUUCCAGGUCAUGAUUUUGAGAUAUUAACUUGUGAUUGGAAUAAGUAUGAUGAUUGUGUAAUUGCUACUGCUUCUGUUGAUAAAAGUAUUAAAAUUUGGGAUGUUAGGACUUAUAGGCAGCCAAUAAGUGUGUUGAAUGGGCACGGUUAUGCGGUUCGGAAAGUUAAAUUUUCGCCGCAUCAUAGGAAUUUAAUGGUGUCUUGUUCUUAUGAUAUGACUGUUUGUAUGUGGGAUUUCAUGAUUGAGGAUGCUUUAGUUGGGAGGUAUGAUCAUCAUACCGAAUUUACGGUUGGGGUCGAUAUGAGUGUGCUUGUCGAGGGGUUGCUGGCUAGUACGGGUUGGGAUGAGUUGGUUUAUGUCUGGCAGCACGGGACGGACCCUAGAGCGCCUUGAUUGAUAGAGAAUGUGGUUUUUGUUUGUCUCAAUUUGUUCCUGUAUCUUGGUUUUUAAACAGCAUAAAAGAAUGGAUUCAUGUUGUCAAACUUUGAUAGAAUAACUUUCGGAAUGAUCCCUUUAUAUGUCGAUCUUAGAUAGAAUAACGGGUGGAAUGAUCCCCUUAUCUUUUGAUCUUGGUAAUGCCAACGGGUAUGUCUCGCAAACCCUUGUAUAUCGGUUUUGAUAAUGGAAAAAUGUUUAUACUGA
Mercurialis annua (annual mercury) is the source of this 1281-nucleotide messenger RNA. RefSeq names its product peroxisome biogenesis protein 7. Gene Ontology annotation, molecular function: protein binding. Gene Ontology annotation, biological process: protein import into peroxisome matrix. Gene Ontology annotation, cellular component: peroxisomal matrix; cytosol. The transcript has a single exon. The record is from RefSeq and is a predicted model, not a curated record. The coding region runs from base 76 to 1032 and encodes 318 amino acids. Lineage: Eukaryota; Viridiplantae; Streptophyta; Magnoliopsida; Malpighiales; Euphorbiaceae.